AGUGAAGAGCUAAAGAUGGCCCUGGAAAACCGUUUCCAGUUGAGGUCAGUUUGCAAUACCAGAGCUACUGUGAUACAGAGCAACCAUUGUCUUUUUUCAUCUGUUGAGAAGUCUCAUUUGCCGACAUUUCGAGGGUUGAACAAACACAAUCUCUCAUUCUCCUCAUCUUUUGCUCAAUCAUUCAAUGGCAGAUGCCAAAAAUCCAGGCUCAUCUGCAAAGCUCGUGAAGCUGUUGAUCAAGUUGAAGCGGUGACAGAAGCAAACUGGAAAGAGCUUGUGUUGGGGAGUGAAGCUCCAGUUCUGGUGGAGUUUUGGGCACCAUGGUGUGGACCCUGCCGCAUGAUCGAGCCGGUGAUUGCCGACUUAGCAAAAGAGUACACUGGGAAGAUAGCUUGUUACAAGCUCAACACCGAUGAAAGCCCCAACAUUGCCACACAGUUUGGGAUCAGGAGCAUUCCCACCAUGCUGUUUUUCAAGAAUGGGGAGAAGAAAGAGAGCAUCAUCGGUGCAGUGCCCAAGUCUACCUUGGCUGCUAGCAUUGACAAAUAUAUUGAUACUUGAAACAGAUAAAUGGUAAGGGAACUAUGUUCAUGCACUGCUAGUUUUUACAUUUGAUUCAUUCAACUUACCUACCUACGAGCAUUUUCU
Hibiscus syriacus is the source of this 648-nucleotide messenger RNA. RefSeq names its product thioredoxin-like. The record is from RefSeq and is a predicted model, not a curated record. Gene Ontology annotation, molecular function: oxidoreductase activity, acting on a sulfur group of donors, disulfide as acceptor; protein-disulfide reductase activity. The transcript is spliced from 2 exons. Gene Ontology annotation, cellular component: cytoplasm. Bases 16 to 561 code for a protein of 181 amino acids. Lineage: Eukaryota; Viridiplantae; Streptophyta; Magnoliopsida; Malvales; Malvaceae.